CGAUGCACAAAGCAAGAGUCGGGCAUGGGUAGCUCAAUUGGGUGUGGCAAUUUCUCAGCAGAAGACACUAAGCUACAUAGAGCCAAGCUUCGGCGCUAUGCAUUGGCUUAGCUCGACUGGGCCCCCACGUGUACUAGCCUGUUCUCGAACGUCGACCUGACUGAUAUGUGACGCGGCGUCCUCGUCUCCACCGAUGUUAAUGAGCCCACUCCUUGUGAUGAUGAUGUGCAUGACCGAGUGAUAGUGAUACGAACUACCUUACUCUGAUCUCUGAGCUUCAAACCCAAAAGAGCCAUUGUGAAUCACGUUCGGGAUGUGGACGCCGUGGUGACAUGAGCAGAAGCUUUGCGCGUUCAUCGAAGGCCUUCACUCACCAAUGCUAGGUAUAAACAAGGCCAGAAGUAAUGCAGAUUGAAGUCAUUCGAGAAACCCGAUGGAUAUCGUUGAUAUGUCAUGCCAUCGUAUGUCGUGUCCCUGGUAUUCAUUGGAUCAGCAUUCGAGCCCUUUGUGGUUCUUCAAAUCUGUCGUAGCAACGCCCAUACACCAACUCAACUACUGCCGGUGCAAGAUUUGGUGCACAUUCAAACCAUAACAGAAUGGUGUAAAUACAUCUCGGGCUGUGUCUCACAGACAUCACUUUCAAUGAGGCUCCGAACAUUGUUGUGGUUCCUAUUGGCUCGUCUCCUACAGCCAGACGCUAGCCGCUAGGUGGAAUAUAGCACGCAAGUGCGAGAUCUUUUCCUCGCAUCUUAUCCUUCGCGGACUUGUUCGAGGUUAGGGAGUCAUUCAUCCGUGUGGGGCUGAUUGUGUGCGUUGAUGAUGAUGCGAUACGG
This is a messenger RNA of Neohortaea acidophila, 833 nucleotides long. RefSeq lists its product as uncharacterized. Lineage: Eukaryota; Fungi; Ascomycota; Dothideomycetes; Mycosphaerellales; Teratosphaeriaceae. The transcript has a single exon. The coding region runs from base 454 to 708 and encodes 84 amino acids. The record is from RefSeq and is a predicted model, not a curated record.